CUAUAGAUUUUGUAGUGAUAUCAUUACCAUUAUUAUUCAUUACUUUUUUUAUACAUUUUUUAUAUCUUUAAGUAGAUCAGUGUAUUAUAUAAAACUUUUUACAUCUUUUUUGAUACCAAUAAAAAUGGGUCCCAAAAAAGUGAAAGGGAAAGCGAUAGAUACUGUCGAUGGGGUAGAUACAACAAAAAUGAAUAGGGAACAAUUAGAGAUAUAUGCACAUAAGAUAUUAGAAGAGAUGGAACGGGAACGGGAGGAAAGAAACUUUUUUCAAUUAGAAAGGGACAAACUACGAACUUUUUGGGAAAUUACGAGACAACAAUUGGAUGAAGCACGUGCUGUAGUCAGAAAUAAAGAACGUGAAAAAGAGGAAUUAGUAGAGAAUCACGAAGCUGAACUCAAAUUAUACAAGCAAAAAGUGAAGCAUCUGAUGUAUGAGCAUCAGACUAAUUUAUCUGAAACCAAAGCAGAGCAUCUAGUUGCUCUUAAACUGGCACAAGACGAUCAUUUUGUGCAAGAAAAUGAGCUUAUUAAAGAUAAAACCAAUCUUAAAAAAGUACAGAAAGAGCAGGAAUUGGCGUACAUGAACGAAAUUCGCGCAUUAAAAUUGCAUAAUUCAGAGGAAAUGAACAAUAUAAUAAAAAAAUUUGAAUCUGAAGCAAUAGAAUUGGAGCAAAAGUACGAACAAAAAUUAACAAGCCAAUAUGAGUCCUUAAUAUUGAAACAUCGUAUGGAGUUAACUGAAAUAGAGGAAAGAAAGAAUGCGCAAAUUGCGAAUCUAAUAAAGAAUCACGAAAAUGCAUUUACCGAAAUGAAAAAUUAUUAUAAUGAUAUUACUCUGAAUAAUUUAUCGUUAAUUAAGAGUAUGAAGGAACAAAUGGAAAUGAUGAGAAGCAAUGAGGAACGUAUGAAGAAACAAGUACGGGAAUUAACAACAGAAAAUAAAAAAUAUUUGACUGACUUGAAAACUUUGCAGGAAACGAUUACCGAACUUAAUCGUCAACUUACGAAUUACGAGAAAGACAAGCAAUGCUUAGUUAACACAAAACGAAGAUUAUCCGCAGUGACGAAGGAUUUAGAGAAUUUAAAAUUGGAAAAUGAAGUUCUCGAGCUGCGUUUUGAAAAAUGCCAAUCCGAAAGAGACGAGUUACAUUCUAGAUUUGUGUCGGCCAUAUUUGAGCUGCAACAAAAAACGGGUUUAAAGAAUGUACUCUUAGAAAAAAAAUUAGAAAAGUUAUCGGAUUUACUGGAGCAACGUGAAGCACAGAUUAGCGAAGUGUUAGCUGCUGCUCAAUUAGAUCCUGCGGCGGUGGUUAAUAUGAAUAAAAAAUUAGAAGAUAUGCUCAAUAGAAAAAAUACUGCAAUACAAGACCUACAAUAUGAAUUAGCGAAAGUAUGUAAAGCACAUGACGAUUUGUUAGCAGUUUACGAGAGUAAAUUGCAAGAAUAUGGAAUUCCCAAGACUGAACUUGGGUUUCAGCCUCUAAGGAUGAAGAUAAAUGGUGCAAAAUUGGGUUUAGGUCCAGCUGGUCUCGUUACUGCAAAUCAGUAA
Molecule: messenger RNA, 1549 nt
Organism: Trachymyrmex septentrionalis
Lineage: Eukaryota; Metazoa; Arthropoda; Insecta; Hymenoptera; Formicidae
Gene: Gas8
Product: growth arrest-specific protein 8
Exons: 8
Coding region: 125-1549 (474 amino acids)
Biological process (GO): cell motility
Cellular component (GO): microtubule; Golgi apparatus; motile cilium
Molecular function (GO): small GTPase binding; microtubule binding
Source: RefSeq, a predicted model, not a curated record